AUGAAUAUGAUGGAUAAAAUCGAGAGUAACAUAAGCUCGAACGUCGUCGACAAUAAGCUUGACCCUCUCGACGACAUUGACCCAAACAAGAAGUUGGACCGUCAGACAGGUAGCCGUGUAGCCAAUGCACUUCAUGCCAUGCAGGAUGCCAUUUCUGGAGACAACUCUCAUAAAACUGGCAUGGCCUUCAAUGAUAGUGAAGAGGAAGAGCCAAUGGAUAAGAGAAGAGAGUCGGAUGUCAACAAUAAGGAAAUGUGA
Caenorhabditis briggsae is the source of this 258-nucleotide messenger RNA. The transcript has a single exon. NCBI's taxonomy places the organism in Eukaryota, Metazoa, Nematoda, Chromadorea, Rhabditida, Rhabditidae. The coding region runs from base 1 to 258 and encodes 85 amino acids. The record is from RefSeq and is a predicted model, not a curated record.